This is a messenger RNA of Rangifer tarandus platyrhynchus (Svalbard reindeer), 939 nucleotides long. Lineage: Eukaryota; Metazoa; Chordata; Mammalia; Artiodactyla; Cervidae. The record is from the annotation of a GenBank genome assembly.
AUGAGGCGCGCGGCGCUCUGGCUGUGGCUCUGCGCGCUGGCGCUGCGCCUACAGCCGGCCCUCCCGCACAGUGUGGCCAUAAACAUGCCCCCCGAAGAUCAGGAUGGCUCUGGGGAUGACAAUGACAACUUCUCUGGCUCGGGCGCAGGCGCUCUGCCAGAUAUCACCUCGUCACAGACACCCUCCACCUGGAAGGACCUGGGGCCCAUGACGACCACAGCCACGGCUCCAGAGCCCACCAGCCCAGACGCCAUCGCCGCCUCCACCACCGUCCUGCCGACCAGAGAGCAGCCUGAGGGGGGUGGGCCGGUGCUCCUGGCAGAGGCGGAGCCUGGCCUCACCGCCCAGGAGAAGGAGGCCACCCACCCACCCAGCAAGACCACGCUGUACCCAACCACUCACAGGGUGUCCACAGUCAGAGCCACCACAGCCCCGGGACCUGCCACCUCCCAUCCCCACAGGGACGUGCAGCCCGAGCACCAUGAGACCUCAGCUCCCACAGGCCGGGGCCAUCUGGAGCCGCACACGCCCCACGUGGGGGAUGGAGGACCUCCUGCCACUGAGAAGGCAGCCGAGGGGGACCCCUCCACCCAGGUCCCAGUGGUAGAGGGCUCUGGGGAGCAGGACUUCACCUUUGACGUGUCUGGGGAGAACGCAGCUGGGGCCGCGGUGGAACCUGGCUCACGGAACGGGCCCCCGGGGGAUCCUGAGGCCACGGGGGCUACGGGGGCCUCGCAGGGCCUCCUGGACCGGAAGGAAGUGCUGGGAGGGGUCAUUGCUGGAGGCCUCGUGGGGCUCAUCUUUGCCGUGUGCUUGGUGGGUUUCAUGCUGUACCGGAUGAAGAAGAAGGACGAGGGCAGCUACUCCUUGGAGGAGCCAAAACAAGCCAACGGCGGGGCCUAUCAGAAGCCCACUAAGCAGGAGGAGUUCUACGCCUGA